Messenger RNA from Sphenostylis stenocarpa, 249 nucleotides. Lineage: Eukaryota; Viridiplantae; Streptophyta; Magnoliopsida; Fabales; Fabaceae. The record is from the annotation of a GenBank genome assembly.
AUGGAUGAGGAAGAAGUUAAGGAGGUAAAAAUGAUUAUUAUGGAUGAGGAAGAAGUCAAGGAAGAAAAAGAUGUCAUGGACGGAGAAGAUGUUAUGAAAGGAGAAGAAGUUAGGAAAAGAAAGGAAGUUAAAGAAGGAGAAGAAGUUAAGGAUGAGUUGAGGAUGGAUUCAGGAAGAAAGAUCUCAAAUCUCAAGGAGACACAAAUAGUCAUGGAAUCACACCAUCAACAAGAUUUAGGGUUUAUUUAA